UAUAUACACAAAGUAUAAAAACACUUGCACCAAUUCUCCCUCCUGCUUUCCAUCCCCAGAAUUUGUCUCAAACACCUUGGCAUUCAGCCGAAAGAGAUGAUAAGGGAACAACCAAUUAAAGAUACCCAUCCUUCUCUUCUCUAAAUCUCUCUCAAGCCCUCUUUCAUUUUCCUUCUUUGAGAAGAAAAGAAGAUUAUUAGCAAUGGGGAGGGGUAGGGUUCAGCUGAAGAGAAUCGAAAACAAGAUCAGCAGGCAGGUCACUUUCUCCAAGAGAAGGUCUGGGUUGUUGAAGAAAGCCCAUGAAAUCUCCGUUCUCUGCGACGCCGAGGUUGCUUUGAUUGUUUUCUCCACUAAAGGGAAGCUCGUUGAAUACUCAUCAGAUUCCUGCAUGGAAAGGAUCCUUGAGCGGUAUGAAAGAUAUUCUUAUGCAGAGAGGCAACUUGCUGCAAAUGAAAUUGAACAAAAUGGAAAUUGGACUUUGGAACGUGCAAAACUCAAAGCCAGGAUGGAGGUUUUAGAAAGAAACAAAAGGCAUUAUAUGGGGGAAGAUCUUGAGAAUUUGAGCCUUAGACAGCUUCAGAACUUGGAGCAUCAACUUGAUUCUGCCCUCAAGCACAUACGCUCAAAAAGGAAUCAGCUCAUGCUUGAAUCAAUUUCUGAGCUUCAGAAAAAGGAUAAAGCAUUGCAAGAGCAGAAUAAUAUCCUUGCCAAGAAGGUAAAGGUGAAGGAGAAGGAGAAGGCCAUUCUACAGCAGGCACAACAAAAUAACUCCCAAGAUUCUUCCUCCAUGCUUCUGCCACAACCAAUGCAGUCCUUUAACAUCAGAGGCAGGUAUGAAGGGAGCAAUGGAAGGGAAGAGGAAGCUAAUCCUGGUGCAGCACAACAUCCCAACUCCAGUGUGCUAUUGCCAACAUGGAUGAUCGCUCAUCUUGAAUGACCAAAACAAGUAAAAAAAAAUACCUUUACUAUGCAAAUUUAACACGUUUAUAUAUUUUUAUAUGUAUGUAUGUAUAUGUUUAUUAUAUAUGCAUGCAUGGCACAAACUCAUGUGCGACUUGUAUCUGUGUAAUCCAGUGAUGUAAUUAUUAAGGAGUGUUUUUGAAAAAAA
Messenger RNA from Hibiscus syriacus, 1108 nucleotides. RefSeq names its product truncated transcription factor CAULIFLOWER A-like. Gene Ontology annotation, molecular function: RNA polymerase II cis-regulatory region sequence-specific DNA binding; DNA-binding transcription factor activity, RNA polymerase II-specific; protein dimerization activity. Gene Ontology annotation, cellular component: nucleus. The coding region runs from base 203 to 937 and encodes 244 amino acids. The record is from RefSeq and is a predicted model, not a curated record. Lineage: Eukaryota; Viridiplantae; Streptophyta; Magnoliopsida; Malvales; Malvaceae. Gene Ontology annotation, biological process: positive regulation of transcription by RNA polymerase II. The transcript has 8 exons.